ACCAAGCCACUUCGGUUAGAAAAUGUGUGCAAACCAAGUCCACUGCUUCAUUUUACCUCUUCCACUCUAGGCACUGCGUGCUGAGUGUUAGGGUAACCAGGGAACGGAGGUUGCCCCGGUAACGUAGGAAGCGCGGAGAGCUUCAACGCUUAGGGCUCUAGGCAGCCCUUCCGGGCCCGCGUGGUGGGAGGGGUGGAGGUCACAUUCUCGCGAGAGCUGUGUGUGUGUGCUCCUCUGCGUCUUCGCGGUUGGCCUUAGGGCUGCGGCGGCCAGUUAGGGGCAAGGCGCCCGGAGCGUUCCAGAUGGCUGCUCAGCAAGGAACGCCCUCCUCGGCCCUGCGGGUCCUGGAAGAAGCCUUGGGCACGGGCUUGUCGGCUGCCGGGGACACCGCCGAGGCGGUGGCUUCCGAGGGUGCCUACUACCUGGAGCAGGUCACUAUAACUGAAGCAUCUGAAGAUGAUUAUGAAUAUGAAGAGAUACCAGAUGACAAUUAUAGCAUUCCAGAAGGUGAAGAAGAUCUGGCAAAAGCAGUUCAGAUGGUCCAAGAACAGGCUACAGAUACCCAGAUUUUGGAGCAGAAAGCAGUCUUUUCUCCAAAGCAUACAGUACCUGAAGCAAUAGAAGACUUUCUUUGCAAUUUCCUGAUCAAAAUGGGAAUGACCAGAACUCUUGAUUGCUUUCAGUCUGAAUGGUAUGAGUUAAUACAGAAGGGAGUAACUGAACUUAGAGAUGGUGGGAUUGUUCCAGAUGUCUACACCCAGAACAUGCUUUUAGAAAAUGAGAACAAAAUUUUGAAGAAAGAUUUGAAGCACUAUAAACAAGCAGCUGACAAGGCUAGAGAAGAUUUGCUGAAAACUCAGAAAGAACGUGAUUUUCAUCGAAUGCACCACAAGAGAAUAGUCCAGGAGAAAAACAAAUUAAUUAAUGACCUCAAAAGAUUGAAGUUACAUUAUGCAUCAUAUGAACCAGCUAUAAGAGUAUUACAUGAAAAGCACCAUGCUUUACUGAAGCAGAAAAUGCUGACCUCUUUGGAAAGGGACAGAGCAAUAGGACAGAUUUCUGGACUUAAAGAAACACUGAAGCAUAUGGAAAUAAGGCAUAGUUACCAUGCUCCUGAAUUUAGAGUUGUUCCUACUUAUGAAAAGGAAAAUGCACCAGAAGGUCCUACUCAAAAAGGUCUUCGUGAAGCCAGAGAACAAAGCAAAUGUAAAGCAAAGACGAAAGUUAAUACAAAGGCCUCAAACAGAGAUCAAGAGGGCAUCUAUGAGCUCAGAGCAAGAUCAACCCUCUGUCCAACUCCACGCCUCCAUCCUCAGGAGUGGAGAGGGAACUCUCAAACUUGGAAUAAGAUCACAGCUCUUCAAGACACCAUUGACAGGAGACAACAAAGUUCCCAAGCACUCCGAGUAAGACCGCCCAUUUACAGGACAUACUACCUCUGUCAGCAGGAGGCAAAGGGGAGAUUUUGAGUGCUUCUGGGCCUCUUCUCUCCCAAACCUCUUUCUUCAACACCCAUAUACUUUAUCCUGUUCUUUUUAGUCUUCUUAAGGAGCCUAUAACUCCUGGUUCAUCACAUAUUCCAAAACUCUAACCCUACCUAAGGCUCCUUAUGUCAUGUUUCCUUACUCAAUCUCUUAGUCUCCUUUUCUGAUUCCCUAAUUUUUCACUGUGUACUCCCUGGAAUUCAAGAUCUUUGAUCAGCAAAAUCCACUCUAUUUUCAGCUUGUACUAUGUCCCUUCACCUUCUGUGCUAAUAGAAAUUAAUCUUUUCCAUGCUUAUAGUUUCUCCUACAGCCAGCAGACUUCUGGUAAAUGUUUAAUGAUCAGCUCUUUGAAGGGGAGGAAAUAAACCUUGAUUUGUAGUAUUUUCCAGUUUCUGUGCUUUAUAUACUCAGGCUACUAUCUUACUUCACCAAAUGUGAGGUUGAGAAGUGACAUCCAUAGUCAGCUUUCUUGACAUAGCUCAUGUCUACCGUGAUCUGUAGCAGUCUCAAGGGUGAUUUCUCUGAUUCCCCACUAAGCUACAGCAUUGGACCUGCAGGUGACAUAAUUGUCCCCUUUGCAUCUCAUUGCUGCUUUCAGUCCCUUCUCCUACCCUCAUUAAUGAAUACACUUUACCUGGAAUCUCAUAUCAUCAGUUUAUUGUACUCAAUAAUAGCUAUUUCAGGCACUUCUUAAUUUUUUUUUCUUUACUUCUUUUGUAAAAUGAAAAAAGUAGUCACUGUGACAUUGUCACGUCUGUAAAAAUGAUUCCUGCUAUAAUUCUUAUUUAGAUAUUCACAUGGAUGAUCCUUCAAACACUCUUUCAGUUCUUCAGCAGCUGCUGCUUUAAAUGAUCUUGUUCUCCAUCUAUUCUCAGUCACUCACUUUUUGGUCAUUCUCUAGGCCUUGUUAUUGCCAGUAACUUAAAUAAUUUGUCAUUUCGUUUGCUGUUUGCUCCUCAUCUCCCUGACCUCUGUAUAUUGAGGUUUUUCUGGGAUCAGUUCUGGGGCCUCUUCUCUUUUGAUGUCCUUACUCCCUAGGUUGUCUCACCCAGUCUCAUGACUUUAAAUUACCUAUAUGUUAGUGACUCAUUAAGUUAUAUCUUCACCAGAGAUCUCUUUUCUGUCCUCUGGUUUUAUAUAUCCAACUGCAUGCUCAACCCUCCAACCCUCAACCCUUCCAUUCUGAGUCUACAUUAAGGCUCUAUCUCCUGCAAUUUUCUCCAUCUUAAGGAAACUCUGUCCUUCCAGUUCCUCAACCAGAAACCUCUGGAGUUACCCUUGAGUCAUUUCUCUCUCAGACAUUUUACAUCAGAUAUGAAAAAUUAUUUUGGUUGUAUUUUGAAACAUAUACACUCUUCCAUCUUUUCUUACCACCAGCAGUGUUUCUCUCUGUUUUUCUUCUUCAUCAUGUCUAACCUGGAUUACUACAAUAGCUCCCCAACUGGUCUUUCUGCUUUUUUUCUUUCCUUUCCUUCAGUCUUUGUUGACUGUAGUAGCCAGAGUGAUCCUCCUAAAACAUAAAUCUAUCCAUUACAUAUCUCAGUUGAAAACUUUUAGUGGUUUUCUAUCUUUUUCAGAGCUAUAGGAAAGUCAUUAUAGCCUCUGAGGUCCUACAUUUUCUGGCUCCUUUUUAACCUCCCUGACCUCAUCUUCACUUGCUGGACCGUCUUUUACUCAAUUGUAGACACACUCGCCUCCCUGUUUGAAGAAUACUGUAGUCAUGCCCUGCCUCCAGGCUUUUACACUUGAGAUUUUAUCUGUCUAAGUUGUCUUCUCUCAGAAAUUUGAAUGGCUCAUGCCCUCAACUCCUUUAGCUCUUUAAUUAAAUGUCUCCUUUUAGAGAGACUUUCCAUAGACAUCCCAUCUAAAUUUUAAUUUAGAUUUAAUUAAAAUUCCCUUUUCCUUCCUGGAUCUCUUUCCUGCUUUUUUUUUUUUCCUCUUACAUAUCUGCCUCUUACAUUCUGUGUUGUACUUAUUAACUUACUGUACUCUUUCCCUACUAGAAUGUAAGCUCCAUGAGAGCAGAAAUAUUUGCCUGCUUUAUUCACUUUUGUAUUCUCAGUACCAAAAAUGUGACUGGCCAAUAGUAAGUACUCCAUAAAUAUUUGUGUUUGAAUCAAGGAAUACCUAUGUAUACCUAUGUAGGAAUAUACAUAGGAAUACCUAUGUAUACCUAUGUAGGAAUAUAUGUUCUGUUAGUUGUUUUUACAUAGAAAUGAAAUUGAUUACUGUAAGUCAAUUGUAAACAUAGAGACCUUGCUAAACUCUCUACUGUAAUAGGUUUCUUUAAAAAAAAUUCCUUGUAAAUAAUGAUAUCACCUAUAAACAGUGAUAGUUAUGAUUUUCCUUUUCUGAUCUUGGAAAAUUUGAUGUGUAUUUCUUAUUUUUGUACAUUGUUUAGGACUUCUAGAGAAUGGUUAAAUUGAAGAGAUUGGAAUAGGCAUUCUUAUCCUGUUUGUUUUUUCCUAAAAUGAAGAAAUAUUUCUCAUGUUUCAACAUAAAAAAUGAUAUUUUUUAUAAAUCUUUGGUAGAUAUUCCUUCUUAGGUUAAAAAAUUCCCUCUACUUCCACAUUUUCCAAGUUCAUUUGUGUUUUAUCAUGAGUUAACAUUAAUUUUGUUUUAUCAUAAAUGAAUGGUGAAUUAUUUUUUAUCAUGUUUAAAAGUUUUAUCAUGAAUGAAUGCUGAAUUUUCUGCUUCUGAGAUGAUCUUCUCCAUUAAUGUUUUAAUGUGGUAAAUGACAUGCUAGACUUUCUAAUGUAACAUUCUCUUUCAUUCUUGGGAUGAAACUAGCUCAUUCAUCAUGUGUUAUAUGAUUUAUAUAUAUCACUGGAUCUAGUUCAUUGUUUUAUACUUAGGAUGUUUCUAUAUUUUGAAUAAAACUGACCUUUAAUUU
Odocoileus virginianus texanus is the source of this 4377-nucleotide messenger RNA. Lineage: Eukaryota; Metazoa; Chordata; Mammalia; Artiodactyla; Cervidae. The record is from RefSeq and is a predicted model, not a curated record.